CUCUCUCUCACACCCAAUAUUUCUGCGCCCCUUCUUUGUUGGGGUUGAGUCCAUUCGAUCGGUCUCGAGAGCAUAUAAGGUGGGAAUGGGAGAAUCCUCUGGUUCAAAACCCUGUCUUGAUGCUGACAUCUGGGCUAAGCUUGUUCCAGCAGACUCAAGGUACUCAGUUGUUGACAUUGGAUCAAAUGAGACUGUUGUCUACUCAGAGAUCUCAUGCUCUUCCAGAAACAAGCAUGAGUGGUGCAAAAUAACUAGGAGUUUAAAUAAAUCUUCUGCUAUGAUUCAGAACAAGAGCUCAACCACGAUUCUUAUUGAUGGAGCGAUUGUUCAAAGUGAAGACAUUAUGCUCAUACAGUCUGGAACUGAAAUUAUUCCAGGGCCUGAUAGAGAAGGGCAUCUGAGCUAUAGAUUUGAAAUGAUCCCCGCUGCAGAGCGUUGUGAGAAGCGGUUAAAGAUCUCUAUAGACAUUGAAAAUGCAAAAUGUGGCAUUUGCUUGAACAUAUGGCACGACGUCAUCUCCGUUGCCCCUUGCCUUCAUAACUUCUGCAAUGGAUGCUUCUCUGAGUGGUUAAGGAGAACUCAAGAGAGACAUGUGACAGUACUCUGUCCCCAGUGUAGAGCAGUUGUGCAGUUUGCUGGGAAAAAUCACUUUUUACGUGAGGUUGUGGAGGAUAUACUGCAAGCUGAUACUUCCCUAAGACGGUCUAAAGAAGACGUUGCCAUUUUAGAUUCACACUCGUUGAUCCAAUCAAAUCUGGUUAUAAGCAGUGGAAGAAAACGUAAAAGACCUCCCUUGGCAGCUGAUGCGCAAACUUCUGGUCUUGAUCUUUCAUGCCCACAAUGUGGCACUGAAUAUGGUGGGUUUUGCUGCAAUCAGGAUACCGUCCACAUACCAUGUCAAGCAUGUGGAGGAAUGAUGCCUUCCAGAUCAAACAUUAGUGUACCACAACACUGUUUGGGAUGCAAUAGAGCAUUUUGUGGUGCUUACUGGCACUCUCAAGGGGUUGCAAGAGUUGAAGGUCACCCUCUUUGCGUGUAUGCCAGUUUUAAACCUAUCAUGGAGCGGUCUAUCUCGAGAAUUCCAUUCACUGCGCAUGAAACAAAUAGAUGUGAGCAAGAUAUCACAGAGAGGUCAAUUAGACAACUGGGAAGAACACUCCAAGAUGUUAUCUCUGAAUGGAUUGGAAAAUUUGACAAUCGUGAAAUAGAUCGAUCCAGGGUGCCACUUAAUCAUGCUGAGAUGAUAACUGCUGCAACACAUAUAUGCAAUGAUUGUUACGACAAAUUGGUAUCCUUCCUCUUGUACUGGUUCCGCUUUUCAAUGCCUAAAUGUCUUCUACCACCAGAUGCAUCCAAGAGAGAAGAUUGUUGGUAUGGAUAUGCAUGUCGGACGCAGCACCACAGUGAGGAACAUGCUCGGAAAAGAAAUCACGUUUGUCGUCCAACCCGGGGCACUCAUCCGUAGGCCUUGUGUCGUGAAUGCAUCCUAUGCGGUUCUUCUGACCUGCUGGCUGGUGAUUACUGCGGCGGUGAUUGACAUCACUUGGACAUCGUUGCGAUCCGUACUUGUGCAUCGAUAGCUGCCUAGUUCUUAUGUGUUAGACAUGUUACCUACGCAGAUCAUGACCUUGCAACGAAAUGCAUGCAUUGUUUCUAGUAUACUGUUAAGGAUUGCACAUCACUUCAGAUCUCUGUAAAAUUAAGAUUCGGAGAACCUAGAUGUACGACAUUGUUCAUGCCAUUUGAACGAGAUAGAAGAGGAGGGAGGCAUUUAUAGA
Molecule: messenger RNA, 1778 nt
Organism: Syzygium oleosum
Lineage: Eukaryota; Viridiplantae; Streptophyta; Magnoliopsida; Myrtales; Myrtaceae
Exons: 16
Coding region: 86-1465 (459 amino acids)
Biological process (GO): mitotic cell cycle checkpoint signaling; ubiquitin-dependent protein catabolic process; protein ubiquitination
Cellular component (GO): nucleus
Molecular function (GO): ubiquitin-protein transferase activity; metal ion binding
Source: RefSeq, a predicted model, not a curated record